AUGUCACAUGAGCAUGACCAUGCCCAUGAUUCCACAUCGCCUGUUUCUUCUGCAUCAAGUACUUCACCGACCGAUCUCACUAACCAGCAGACCAACAAAUCGAAUAUGGAGGCUCCUACCAAGACUUAUCGACGACCUCCUAUAAAGCAUAAUGCAGUAUCUGAAAUGACUAUUGAAGUGGACGAUGAUGAUGACGAUAAUGCAGGCGGUCUUGUGGGUGCCAAUCAUGCUGAUGCAAGUAAAACACCGGAGAAGCAAGCCAUGACCACCGAUGACAUGCAGCGCCAUUCCAUUUCGAAAAAGGUUAGAUCGAUUUUUGAAUUAUCGGAGGCCGAAAACCUGGUGGGUGAAUUUCCAUGCUAUCUUGUGCGACUUGUCACAUUACCUGGAUGGAUGUACUUGACCGAAUACCGGAUCUGCUUCUAUGCCUCAUUACCGAAUCAACAGAAAGCCCCUCGUAAAUCAGGAUAUCUUUCCAAAAAGAAUUAUCGCGCCUCUCCACGAACCUUCCGCUAUUAUUUUGAUCUGCAGAAUCACGUCUUGUCAUGGUACGAAUCGGCGGAAAAUCGAUAUCAUCCGAUCGGCAGUGUGAAUCUCAAACAUGUGACGCAAAUCCGGAAAUCGCGUACAAGGUCGUUUGGAUUCAAGCUCAUCACUCUGGACCACCGAUACAGUUUAACAGCUGAUUCUGAAGUGUCGCAAAAGGAAUGGAUGGAUGAGUUACAGCGAGCAGUGUUUAUGGCCAAAAAUGCCGGCAACACGGUACGCAUCAUGCUGCCGUUCGACAAGAUUAUAAAUGUAGAAAAACCGGCCGUUUUCGAUUUUGCGGAAUAUAUCAAGAUCACCAUCAUGGAUCCCGAUGUCAUGGAAGCGCAAACGGACGAUUAUUUUUUCGCAUUUUUCCCCGACAUACAUGCUGCCUUCAAGAAAAUCAUGUCGUUAUGGUCAGCAAAACGAUAUACCCAAGAAUUAGAUACCCGUUGUUGUGAUACUCAAGACCCGUCUGCCUGCUUACAGCAACUGUAUAUGGAUGGAACGCUGGCCGACACGUCCUCUGCUAUUUCGGCCAUUUUAGCAGGUAGCAUGAUCGCUUCCUCAGCACCUGUGGAUGAUGAGACAGGGUUACCUAGAACCGAUCCUUGGAAAAACGUGUUGGACCGUACUAUCUAUGGAACGGAACGAAACCCGUCCAUGUACCACACGACGAAUGAUGAAGAUCAUUGUCACGAUCACCAGCGAAAUGACAAUGAUGAUACUGUGGAUACAUCGGAAAAGACACCGUACCGAGGCAAUUUUCCAACGGCAAUUCCUGCUCAGAUAUAUUCUUCCACCGAACAUGCGACCGAUGCAGCCAAAGAGCAAGACGCUGGAACCAAAUCAUCUGCUUCCCUUCAAUCCACCCUCAGCAAGAUUCCACGUGCAGUGACAGGUGCUUUAAGUCAUGUUCGACGAUCGUCGAUACAAUAUGAUGAAGGCUCAUCUUCCGGAAACAAGUCCGCAGCACCCGAUCAUUCACCGCCGAACGAAGUCGACGUUAGACGUAGCUCCAGCGUGCCUGACGAAAAUAAAACAUCAAAAAAGAAGAACCGGCGCUUCCGCAGCGGAUCACUGAACUCAAUCAAACACUUUGCAUUUCAUCCUUUUCACCAACUGAGCCACGCAUGGCAACCUCCAUCCCCUGACCCUCAACGUGAAUCAUUCAGUGACGACGAUGAAGAAAAAAUGAGGAAGCGCGGACGGGGCGCCGUCGUAUACCCAUCGCAGGCCUUGGACAAGCCUUGUCACAACAAUAUCCCAGUGAUUGUGGAACCAGAAAAGAAAGAUCAUGAUGCGGACCGCCAAAAGCCCAAAGCAUCUUCAUGGAUAAGCAACAAAUUCUUGGAUAUGUUUCAGCAAGAUUACGGAUUGCAGCUAUGGUCCAACAAUGGAGCCGAGAAACAGACUCUCACAGUGGAUGAAGAACAAGAACGUCUGGCGUUGAAUGAACAGUUGCGAAAACAGUUUCCGAUGCUGAGCGAAAUGGAGACCGUAGAAGCAGCAUUCAAUGUCGCAUUUUGGCGGAUUUUGCCGUAUUAUGGAAAAUUAUACCUGACACAGAAUUACGUUUGUUUUCAUUCCAAAGUUCUCGCUGGACGUCAAAAGCUUAUUAUUCCCAGCAGUGACGUCAUGCAUGUGCGACGAUUAAAAAGUCGAGGAUACCAGUUUCUUCAUGGUGUGGGUGUCACCGUCAAGAACAUGAAUGAAGAGAUAUUUUUCGAACUGUCGUCGAUUGAGGUACGGGAUCGAUGCUAUGCCAUGCUAUAUCUGCAGAUGCUCAAGGUGUGGCAAAACAAUCAUAAACAAACACCACUUUCGGAAUCGAAUCCCACCCCGCUUCAGCUGAGCGAGAUUUUGGAAUCUUCAACAGAGCAUGUCAUACCACCUACAGGAUACAAUGGUCCACCGCUGUUGUCAUCUCUAUCUUCUAUUGAGACCCAACCAAAGUACAAUCCUCCUUCAUCGCCUCUGGUAAUCACUUGUCUUACGGCCGGCUCGCGCGGCGAUGUGCAGCCUUAUGUGGCUUUAUGCAAGGAACUUCAAAAAGAUGGCCAUCAUUGUCGAAUUGCUUCUCAUGAAGAAUAUAAGGAAUGGGUGGAGAGUCACGGUAUUGAAUUUCGUUCCAUCGGCGGCGAUCCGGCUGAGCUCAUGAAACUAUGUAUCGACAACGGAUUUUUGUCCAUGUCUUUUAUUCGGGACGGUGUAAAAUUCUUCUAUGACUGGUUAGACACCUUAUUGGAGACAGCUUGGGCGGCCUGUCAAGGGACGGAUGUGCUUAUUGAAAGUCCUAGUGCGCUGGUCGGUAUUCAUAUGGCGGAAAAGCUCGAGAUCCCAUACUUCCGAUCGAUGCCUUUUCCGUGGAGUCGAACAACGCGAUUCCCUCAUCCAUUUGCUAUGCAGACGUAUCCUGGCGGUCGUGUGUACAACGAUAUGACCUAUGUCAUGAUUGAUAUGGCGCUGUGGACGGGGAUUUCCAAAUACGUAAAUCGGUUUCGUAAAAAUGUGCUGCAUUUGCCCGCUACGACGUUGGAGAAAUUAGAGCUAUGGAAAGUACCACACAUUUACUCAUUCAGUCCUACCGUGGUUGUACCACCAAAAGACUGGCCCGAUUACAUCCAUUGUACGGGUUAUUGGUUCCUUGAACAGUCCGAACACACGUGGGAGCCAGAACCCGAACUUGAAGCGUUUCUUUCCGCAGACGAUGAUCGACCCAUCAUCUACAUUGGAUUUGGAUCCAUUAUUGUUCCGGACCCGGAAGAAGUGAGUCGGACCAUCGUCGACGCCGUCCAACAAGCCAAUGUACGCGCCAUUAUCUGUAAAGGGUGGUCCUCUCGGCUUAGCAAGAAACCCGAAACCAAAGAUCCCAACGUUGAGAGCAGCAAAAUUUUGGAAGGCCAUUCGGACCAAAUUCUUAAUUUGAAUUCGGUGCCCCAUGAUUGGUUGUUUCCUCGUAUUCGCGGUGUCGUUCAUCACGGUGGUGCUGGAACUACUGCAGCUGGACUGAAAGCGGGUUUACCGACUAUUAUUAAACCGUUUUUUGGCGACCAAAGGUUCUGGGGCCAGCGUAUCGAAGAAUUAGGUGUCGGCGUAUGUAUGCCCAAGUUAUCAGUGGAUAAACUGACAGAUGCCCUCGUGACCAUCACGGAAAACAAGACGAUGAUUAUGAAAGCCAAAUCCGUGGGUGAAACACUGGCAAAGGAAAACGGGCUAAAAACCGCCGUAGAAUGCAUUUACCGUGAUUUAUCAUUUGCAAAACGCACUGCCCAGGAGUAA
Molecule: messenger RNA, 3810 nt
Organism: Radiomyces spectabilis
Lineage: Eukaryota; Fungi; Mucoromycota; Mucoromycetes; Mucorales; Radiomycetaceae
Exons: 16
Coding region: 1-3810 (1269 amino acids)
Biological process (GO): carbohydrate metabolic process
Molecular function (GO): hexosyltransferase activity; UDP-glycosyltransferase activity
Source: RefSeq, a predicted model, not a curated record